GCCACAGGUUCCGCUCUCGCUGGCUCCCUUUUUCUUCCUCCCUCCCUCCCUCCUCCCUCCCCGGCGGCUCGGCGCUUCGCAAGCCCGCAGCCUCCUGAGCCGCUCCGCGGGGUCGUCGGCAGCCGCCCGGGCCGUGUGCGCACGUGCGUGUACGCGCAGCAGCAUUCCCAGGCUCGGGUCGCGCAGGGGUGGACAUGGUGGGUUUCACGGUCCCCGCAGAAGUCAGCGUGUUCCUGCUGGACAUCGAGGGCACGACCACCCCGAUCGCGUUUGUCACGGACAUCUUGUUUCCAUACGUCAAAGACAAUAUCCAAGAUUAUCUACGAGCGCACUGGGAAGAGGAGGAGUGUCAGCAAGAUGUCGGCCUCUUGAGAAAACAGGCUGAGGAAGAUUCACACAUGGACGGGGUUGUGCCCAUCCCACUGGAAACCAGGGAUGGGGAAGCCGAGAUUGAGCGGAUCAUCCAGGCCGUCGUCGACAACGUCCGCUGGCAGAUGUCCUCAGACAGAAAGACUACGGCCUUAAAACAGCUCCAGGGUCACAUAUGGAGAGCCGCGUUUGAAAAUGGCCGGAUGAAGGGAGAGUUCUUCGAGGAUGUGGUUCCGGCAGUGAGAAAGUGGAGAGAAGCGGGGAUGAAAGUUUAUAUUUAUUCUUCUGGGAGCGUGGAGGCACAGAAGCUCUUGUUUGGGAACUCUACGGAAGGAGAUAUCUCAGAGCUCUUUGAUGGCCACUUUGACACCAAGAUAGGCGCCAAAGUUGACAGUGAGAGUUACCAGCGGAUUGCUGCGAGCAUCGGGUGUUCCACAAACAACAUGUUGUUUCUGACGGAUGUUGCUCGAGAGGCCGAUGCCGCGGAAGAAGCCGAUGUCCAUGUGGCUAUAGUUGUCCGGCCAGGAAACGCCGGAUUGACAGAUGAUGAGAAAUCCUAUUACAGACUCAUAACAUCUUUUGAUGAACUUUUCCUGCCAUCCUCCACUUAAGAAGCAAACUUGCCUAUGGAAUCUUUUUUUAAAAGAAGAUGGGAUGCCGCCACCUGACAAAAUUUUCCUUAUAAUUUAUGGUAGUUUUUGCUGGUGAUAAGAAAUUUGGCAAAGAAAGCCUUGGAUCCUUGACCUUCUGAUGAGAAGCCAGCAAGCCUGUUGUGAUUGGUGCAUCUGCUGGUGUUGCGAGUGUGUUUCAAUCUGAGCAGCUGUGAAGUCCCCCGGUUGUCAGCACCUUUGCUUUGGAAUUGGACUUGAAAGAGCCGGGGGAGCACGUGGGAGGGGUCCCCCAUCCAAGCCCCUUUUGAGCAGAAUGGAAAGUGUAGAAGAGCACAGAACUUCUCUUUCUAACCUCCCACUCAUCUCAAAAGGGUCUUGUGCUGGAAGCCCUUCCUCUGGUUGACUGAGGCAUGUUUACCUCAAAUACACAUUCCUUUAGCUUUAAUCUGCCCUACAAAUAAAUAAAUGUAUCGAGA
Varanus komodoensis (Komodo dragon) is the source of this 1456-nucleotide messenger RNA. RefSeq names its product enolase-phosphatase 1 (gene ENOPH1). NCBI's taxonomy places the organism in Eukaryota, Metazoa, Chordata, Lepidosauria, Squamata, Varanidae. The record is from RefSeq and is a predicted model, not a curated record. Gene Ontology annotation, molecular function: acireductone synthase activity; magnesium ion binding. Bases 195 to 980 code for a protein of 261 amino acids. The transcript is spliced from 6 exons.